AGUACAACGCGUGUCAUUUUGCAGCAUUCCGCUCAAUCGCAGCCAUGGCAACAGCCGGCGACGCCGACUUUCUUGCGAGAGUGUACUUGAAGCUCACCUGGGUUAAGGUGGCUCCAACUGCUGGAGAGCUCCUGAGCCUUUUGUCCAAAAGGAGCUCAGAUUUGGGAGUCCACACUGAGGUGCUUCAGUCUAGAGACGACACAGCUACAUGGAUUCUUUGUGACUACCACACUGCAGAACCUGAGAAUACGACUGACGCUCUCAUUCCAAGCUUGGAACCUUUCAAGUCUGAAGUCUUCCGGCGAAGCUUUCCUUUGCUCGAAGCAGGGGAUCCCAGUGAAAGGUGGCUUGGAGAAGGCGACUUCGUUGGGCCCAUGCAGGAGGCCUUGUAUUACGCCGUGUUCUUUGACAUUGCCCCAGAGCACCUGGCUGCCUUUGAGCAAGGCUUGACCGCAGAAGCUCAUGCCGUCGCACGCAUGGAGCCCAAGACUGCGCGCUUCCACCUGUGGCAGAACACCAGUGAUGCUUCCCGAUGGGUGGUGCUGGAAGCCUUUCGUGAAGCGGCAGGUCGAGAGGAACAUGCCUCAAUGCCGCACUACUUGAAGGUCAGGGCCCAGCUGGAGGAAUGGCAAAGAAGUCCCAGGACCCACGACUCGGGUUAUUCCUUGAUUUUGUCGUGAGCUGCCCAAGCUUCGCCGUGACCAGCUGCCAAGACUUGGAAGACCCUACGAUGGCCUGACCUUGAACUGCUUCGCGAUGGAGCUCUGGUGUACUCGUGCUUGAGACGAGGAUGGAUCCCGA
Messenger RNA from Effrenium voratum, 801 nucleotides. The record is from the annotation of a GenBank genome assembly. Lineage: Eukaryota; Dinophyceae; Suessiales; Symbiodiniaceae.